CGGAGGUUUGCCGCCGGACGCGGGUGGGGUCGCCGGCGAUGCCGACCGGUCAGGGGCCCGAGGCCAGCGUUGCUGUGGCCACCGCGUGGCGCGCGAGGGAGUCUCGGCAACGUGGGCCGCUGCUGGCCCGACGGAGGUUGAAGUAAGACUGCGCGCAAGGGCAGGGGGAGGACCGGGCGGAGGCCUGCGGCGCCGGGCUGCGGUGGACGCGUGAGCCCGAGCGAGGCAUCCGGGCGGCCCGCGGCCCGCGGAGGAAGGCGUCUGGUGGUCCAGGCGCGGCGGUGCGGGUGGCGCUGUGGAGGGACUUAGAGACGGGACGUUGCGGGCGUCCGGCAGACGCCGAGUGCCGUGGAAUGCAGUCCGUUUUGAGCGCAGGUGGAUGAGGUACAGGACCUGGUGGUGUUUGAGGAUGUGGCUGUGCAUUUCUCCUGGGAGGAGUGGGGUCUCCUUGAUGUGACUCAGAGAAGCCUGUACCGUGAUGUGAUGCUGGAGAACUUUGCACUCAUUACCUCCCUGGGUUGUCUGUGCAGCGUGGAGGAUGAGGAAGCGCCUCCCAAGCAGGCGAAGAGCUGCCGAGCUCACCGGUCAGAGAAGCCUUCUGUGCGUGGAAAGGGUGUGAAGGGUGGUGCAGCCAUCACGGGCCUCCCCCAGCAGCAAGCCACCCCUAGGAGGCUGUGCAGGAGCACUGCACACAGGUCAGUCUUCCCACCCGGCUCCAGCGGUGGACAGCAGCAGGGCGUCCACGCCGCUCAGAAACCCUUCAAGUGCAGCAGCUGCGGGAGAAGCUUCCUGAAGGCCUUUGCUCUCCUUGACCACCUGAUAACUCACUCUGAAGAGAAGCCUUUCAGGUACCCAACAGGCAGAGCUGCCUUUGAGGAGAAAUCAGCUCAUGCUAAUCACCGAAAAGUUCACACUGGAGAAACAUCCCAUGUGUGUGGUGAGUGUGGGAAGGCCUUCAGUUACCCUUCUAAACUGAGGAAGCACCAGAAGGUUCACACAGGCAUAAGACCUUUCAAAUGCAGUGAAUGUGGUAAAACGUUCAACCGCAAAGACGCGCUUGCUCUGCACCAGAGGACUCACACUGGAGAGAGGCCGCACAAAUGCAGCAGAUGUGGGAAGGCCUUCAGCGUUCUCUCCACCCUCAUCCGGCACCAGAAAGUCCACGUUGGAGAAAGGCCCUAUGAGUGCAGGGAGUGUGGGAAGUUCUUCAAAUACAGCAGCAGCUUCAUUCUUCAUCAGCGAGUUCACACUGGAGAAAGGCCUUUUGAGUGCAAGCAGUGUGGGAAGACUUACGUGACCCGGUCUGGCCUGUAUCAGCACUGGAAGGUCCACACUGGAGAGCGGCCCUAUGAGUGCAGCCUGUGCGGGAAGGCCUUCACCACCAGGUCCUACCGCAACCGACACCAGCAGUUCCACACGGAGGAGCGCUCUUAUGAAUGCACACAAUGCGGAAAGGCCUUCAAGCACAGUUCUACCCUCCUGCAGCAUGCGAAGAUCCAUGCUGGAAAACGGCCUUCAGAAGUCAGGGCCUGUGGGAAAGCCUUCAGUCUCUAGGACCUUGCCCGGCACAAGAAGAAGAUUCCAGAAAGGAGGUCAAGAUGGCCUUUAUGCUGCAUGUGGUGCGCACCUGUAAUCCCAUCCUCCCCAGGGAGGAUGAAACAGGAGGAUCACAAGUUCAAGGCCAGCCUCAGCAACUUAGCAAGACGCUGUCUCAAAAUAAAAAAUAUGAAAGGGCGUGGGAUGCGGCUCAGCAGUUAUAUGCUCCUGGGUUCAAACCCUAGUAUGGGAAAAAAAAAAAGGGCC
This is a messenger RNA of Sciurus carolinensis (gray squirrel), 1803 nucleotides long. RefSeq names its product zinc finger protein 584-like. Gene Ontology annotation, cellular component: nucleus. The record is from RefSeq and is a predicted model, not a curated record. The transcript has 3 exons. Gene Ontology annotation, molecular function: DNA-binding transcription repressor activity, RNA polymerase II-specific; RNA polymerase II cis-regulatory region sequence-specific DNA binding. Gene Ontology annotation, biological process: negative regulation of transcription by RNA polymerase II. Bases 484 to 1554 code for a protein of 356 amino acids. NCBI's taxonomy places the organism in Eukaryota, Metazoa, Chordata, Mammalia, Rodentia, Sciuridae.